Messenger RNA from Hypanus sabinus (Atlantic stingray), 3342 nucleotides. Its product is annotated as plakophilin-2-like. Lineage: Eukaryota; Metazoa; Chordata; Chondrichthyes; Myliobatiformes; Dasyatidae. Gene Ontology annotation, biological process: desmosome organization; cell-cell adhesion; cell-cell junction assembly. The transcript is spliced from 14 exons. The coding region runs from base 39 to 2990 and encodes 983 amino acids. Gene Ontology annotation, cellular component: nucleus; plasma membrane; intercalated disc. The record is from RefSeq and is a predicted model, not a curated record. Gene Ontology annotation, molecular function: molecular adaptor activity; alpha-catenin binding; protein kinase C binding.
GCCACACCCUCUCCUUUCUCUGCCAGCCCGCACCCGCCAUGGACGCGUCCACCGGCGGCUUCAUCCGCACCGCGCUGGCCCGGCCGACCCCCGGCAGCGACUCCAGCCUCGCCGUGCCGCCCGACGAGCGAAUACAGGCCGCUGACAGGAGUCACCGGCUCCGGCAGCAGCUCCGUCUGGCCCUGGCCCGGAGGGAGACGGCGACAGGUGGUCCUCAGCAAGCUCUGCUCUCCCCUGGUCCUGUUUACCACAAGACUCCGUCGACGUUCGACUGCUUCACCAUCCCACUGCCAGGCAGCAGCUACAACUCAUCCAAGCACCAGCAAUCUGUGAGAUACGGAGCAAAGCCAGGUCAGACCAGGCAAGCCCUUCAGUUCUCCUCCGAGACGAGGAGGUUCCAGUCCCAAGGCCUGCAGAGUCAUGCCACCAAACCUUCCUACAGGAUUGAGGUUGCUGUUGACGACAGCCCUGUCGUGGUGCGCAAUUGGCUGCGGAGGGGACCCAGCUAUCGCAGCGAGAGGCCCAGUGAGAGAAUCCGGGCGGUGAGCUGUCGGCAGCGCGGCUCUGCCGGCUGGGCGGGCAAUGCCAGGUUUUCCUCGUGGCACUCCUCCAGGUACCCGCAGUCAGAAACCUUCAGCUUUCGCAUUCCACCUCUGAUCCGCAGGUCUCUGUCCCAGCCGGCCCAGUGGCAGGUCAGACCGGUGCCUGAGGAGCCUUCAUCUCCUGACAGUGUUUUCCUUCAUGAUUUCCCCAUGGACUGCAUCGUACAACAGCACUCCAGGGUCUUCCAAACCAAGUCCAGCACCGUCAGGAGGCACCAGAGCAGCUCCUUGGGGCAGCAGCUUCAGGGGGUGUCACUGAGUAAUGGCGAAGACUCACAGAGCAGGCCGGAGCCUGUGGUGUGCAGAUACAACUGGAACCAAGAGUCAGUCCAGACUAGCAACGCCACUGCUGACACUGGUGCAGUCACCCAGGGGUUAGUUCUACCGGAGGCUUCCCCACUUCAAGCCCAGAGCAUCAGUAGUACCUUGGCCUCUCGAGAGGACCACGAAACGCAAGAGGCGCAGCCCAGUGCUUCGGCAAGGUCUCUGUCCCAGCCGGCCCAGUGGCAGGUCAGACCGGUGCCUGAGGAGCCUUCAUCCCCUGACAGUGUUUUCCUUCAUGAUUUCCCCAUGGACUGCAUCGUAGGACAGCACUCCAGGGUCUUCCAAACCAAGUCCAGCACCGUCAGGAGGCACCAGAGCAGCUCCUUGGGGCAGCAGCUUCAAGGGGUGUCACUGAGUAAUGGCGAAGACUCACAGAGCAGGCUGGAGCCUGUGGUGUGCAGAUACAACUGGAACCAAGAGUCAGUCCAGACUAGCAACGCCACUGCUGACGCUGGUGCAGUCACCCAGGGGUUAGUUCUACCGGAGGCUUCCCCACUUCAAGCCCAGAGCAUCAGUAGUACCUUGGCCUCUCGAGAGGACCACGAAUCGCAAGAGGCGCAGCCCAGUGCUUCGGCAAGUGUCAGUGUCGAUGACAAUGGAGAGUGGACAAUGGAAACGGCUGUUUCUGCUCUGACACAAGAAAAGAUGGACUACGUGGUGUACGGAGCCAAUUUUAUCCAACAUGAAUGCUUCCAGAGACCUGAGGCGAAGAAAGAGUUGUACGAGUUGGAUGGAAUCGAGAAGCUCGUCGCUCUGCUGAGCAGCGAGGACGUGGAGGUUCAGAGGGCAGCGUGUGCGGCCAUCCGCAACGGGGUGUUCGAGGAGAACAACAGCAAGAUCGAGGUGAAGAAGCACGAUGGACUCCAGAAGCUGGUGGAGCUACUGGGGCAGAGCAAGGACAUUGAGACCAAGAAACAAGUCACCGGUUUAAUGUGGAACCUGUCUUCGAGUGAGGAGCUGAAGAAUGAGCUGAUCAAAAAGGCCCUGCACCCGCUGACAACGACCAUCAUCAUCCCGUAUGCUGGUUGGCCUGACGGAGAUGUUAAAGUCAUCGAUAUGGAUCCUGAUAUCUUCUACAACACCACAGGCUGCUUGAGGAACCUGAGUUCAUCAAGUCCCGAAGGCAGGAAGCAAAUGCGGGAAUGUGAGGGAUUAAUUGACUCCCUUGUCCUCUAUAUCCAGUCCACCAUCGCCAAUAACCAGGAGGAUGACAAGUCCACAGAGAACUCCACAUGCGUGCUGCAUAACCUUGCCUUCCAGCUGGAGCACGAGCUGCCCAGUGCCUACGUGGAGAGCCUGGGCUGGAGGAAUGACUCUUCGGCCCAGCAGAAGUCAGCAGGAUGCUUUGGAGCUCGGAGCAACAAGCUGAAAGAGGAGCGAAUGGUGAGCAGUGCGUGUAUUGAGGAGAAGAGGAAUCCACAGGGCGUGGAGUGGCUUUGGCACAGCCUGGUUGUGAGGAUGUACCUCUCCCUCAUCGCAAGGAGCUCUCACACGUGUACGCAGGAGGCGUCUCUGGGAGCCCUGCAGAACCUGACGGCCAACAGCGGUGUGAUGGGGUAUACCAUUACUGAGAUUAUUACCACGAAGGAGAAUGGAAUCCAGCACCUCCGACGCACUCUGCACUCCAAGGAUUUGGGCGUGCAGAAGGCAACCAUCUCCUUACUACGGAACAUGGCUCGAAACCCCAGGGUCCACGACCAGUUGGUCAAUCUGAUCAUGCUGGACCUGAUCUCCAUCCUGCCCGAAGCAGACGCAAGUACUGACAUCCACGAUGACACGGCCGCCCUCACCUGCCAGGUGCUUUACAACCUCGUCCAGAAUAAACCCCAACACGCUCGCGGCAUCGUCCAGGAUGGGCUGGCAAAGAUAGUCGCCUUGAGCAGACACAGCCAACACAGAGCAAGCAAUGCAGGGAAAUCUGCUUCCAACCUUCUGUACACCUUGUGGUUGUUCCGGGAUCUCCACAGUGCCUACAAGAAGGCUGGUUUCACGAAAUCCGAUUUCAUCAACAGUCAGACAACCAAGGUGUACCACGCUCUCCGGGAUCAGAGGGUGUCAUUCUGAGGCAGGCGUACUAACCUGGUCCAGGGUGUUCCGGGGAAACUGAUCCUGGAACUGUCCACAACUUGGGUUUAUCACUCAGCCACAGCUCGCCAGCUUGGGAGAUUCUGAACAUCAAAUGCUACCAGUUUUCGUGUUAGUAAGGAUUGAAACAGCAAUGAACGAGUUGGACCUGCCACACAAAAUGUGAUAUAGCUGGAUAUGUUGCCUCAUCCGUGCUCCGUCUGUAAGAUUCAAGAUCGUUUAAUGCCAUUUCCAGUACACAAGUAUAAAGAAUUAAAUAAUUGCUACCCUGGAUCUGAUGUAGCAAAAAAAACAAGAUAAAGAACGAAACAAUAAAAAAAUGCAAUAACAC